AUGUCUGGUUAUCACGAGAGCUUCUGCCAUCUUUUAGAACUGGAUGGAGGGAUGGAUGGUCAUCUAGAGCGAGGGAUGGAUGGUCAGCUUGAACGCGCGAUAGAUGGUCAUCUAGAGCGAGGAGGGAUAGAUGGUCAGCACUGCGUUAACGACGAGGAGUGUUUGGAGAUCGGCGCGGCUGAUAAUUCAAGCAUCUCUGCCGACGAACUUCCAUCUUGUGCGUAUGCAACAAAGCGAGAUCGAUACCACCAGUAUCACAAACACACCAGCUGCAGUAUCGCACCCUCCAACGAUUACCCUAUACCAGAUGACCAGGUACAACAUGAGUAUUCUACGAUACCCCAGGAUCGAACACUUUUAGCUUCAGACGACAACUACGAGUACUACGGACCCGGAAACUCUCUUGGAUAUCACGAUAAUAACGGUCAAUACCCGGGUAGCUGUGUCUACCAGUACGGGGUGCCCCGGGCCGCCGCGAACGUCCGGGAGAGAAAGCGAAUGAUGAGCAUCAACGGAGCAUUCGAGGAGCUGCGUCUGCACGUGCCCACCUUCCCGUUUGAGAAGCGCUUGUCCAAGAUCGACACGCUGCGGCUGGCCAUCGCCUACAUCGCGCUGCUCAGGGAUAUACUGGUCUCGGGUUCGGAUCCCCUGGAGUUUGUUGAGGCCAGCAUGCACCGCAGGGACGACAACACGUCAGAGUGGAACACAAGCGAUCUGAUGUCGCGUCUCUCAUGGGUUCGAUGGGAGAACCUACGCUGAGUGCCGCGGAUGAACUUGUUUAAAAAUAACUUUUCAAAGUGGCACGUGACAGCUAAUUAUAGCACAAAGAUGGUGUGGUUGUUAUUCCGACUGGCUGCUCACGUUUUCUGUUCCUGGUCUGUCCAAUGUUGUCAGAGAAUUGGAAGCAGACGUUCAAGGAUACAAGAACUAGAGGAAAACCUGAACAAAAUGUUUAGA
This is a messenger RNA of Physella acuta, 957 nucleotides long. RefSeq lists its product as uncharacterized. The record is from RefSeq and is a predicted model, not a curated record. Gene Ontology annotation, biological process: regulation of transcription by RNA polymerase II; developmental process. Gene Ontology annotation, molecular function: DNA-binding transcription factor activity, RNA polymerase II-specific; protein dimerization activity; RNA polymerase II transcription regulatory region sequence-specific DNA binding. NCBI's taxonomy places the organism in Eukaryota, Metazoa, Mollusca, Gastropoda, Physidae.